Molecule: messenger RNA, 3514 nt
Organism: Coffea eugenioides
Lineage: Eukaryota; Viridiplantae; Streptophyta; Magnoliopsida; Gentianales; Rubiaceae
Product: protein SPA1-RELATED 4
Exons: 8
Coding region: 499-3141 (880 amino acids)
Biological process (GO): protein phosphorylation; photomorphogenesis
Molecular function (GO): protein kinase activity; protein binding; ATP binding
Source: RefSeq, a predicted model, not a curated record
CCGGGAGGGUGGUGUUAAAUAUUUCAUAUGUGGGUUUCCUUUUUUUUCCCACCUUCUUUUUUCUUUAUUCUUUCCUUUUUGUUUUUGUUUGUUUGCUCUUGCAGUAGUGUUGGAGAGGAAAAUACCUCUGUAUUUUGUGAGGCUGUGGUGCUUCCUUUGGAAAAAGCACACCUGUUUUGUUUUUGUUAAAAGUUUCUAGUGUGUGGUUCGAGUUCUUUCGUUUGCUAUUGCUUCAUCUCAAACUCAACAAGCUCCGCGCAGCUUCUACCUUUCAGACUUUCCUUUUGGUGAUAAACUGGAAGGUUUUGGUGUGGUAAAGUGAUCACUGAGGUUUAGGGCAAAUAAAAGGUUUUGGUGGUUUCUGUGGUUAAGAUGUGUUUUUGAUUCGAAAAUGGCUGUGGUGGAAGUCAAAGAAUGUGUUGAAGGUCUAAGAUUUCUUCCUUUUCUUUGGCUUGGGUUUGUGUUUCUUGGGCUUCACCCUAGUAGAGGUGGAGACUAAUGGAAGGUUCAUCUGAAUCUGGCUGGCAGAGGUCAGAUAGCUCUAGGGGUUUAAAUUCUUCUUCGGUUUUGGAGGGGAAUCUUCGACUUGUUCGUGCCAACACUAUCAGGUCCUCAGGAGAUACGUCGUCUGAGUUUGGGUUUAGACCAGGAAGAAAAGUGAGGGAGAGAAUUGUGCUACCUCAUAUAACUAACCAGUUUAAAACCUAUACUGGGGGCUUCGAGGAGGGAGUAGCUCUGGACCCAGUUGUUCGUGCCAUAGAAUGUAAUGAUAUCAGUCUGAGACAGUGGUUGGACAACCCAGAAAGAACUGUUGAUGCUCUUGAAUGCUUACACAUAUUUACUCAAAUUGUAGAUAUAGUUAACCUGGCUCAUUCUCAGGGAAUAAUCCUCCAUAAUGUGCGGCCCUCAUGCUUUGUCAUGUCCUCACUUAACCGUGUGUCUUUCAUUGAAUCUGCUUCUUGCUCGGAUUCGGGUUCAGAUUCGUUUGAGGAAGGAACAAACAGCCAGACGGCUGAGUUUAAAGGUGCGUCUUCGCCUUUGCCUUCAGACUUGCCCCAACGAGGAAGUCAGCUAGCUACUGAAAGCUUGCAACUUGAGAUGAAUCCCCUAAAUGCAUCUCGAAUAGUAUCUGAAACAAGUUGCAUUAGGUCAAGCGCCGGACAGGCUGAGGUUGCACCAAAUGAUGACCAGACGGAAGAAAGGAAGCAUUCCUUCCCAAUGAAACAUAUAUUGUUGAUGGAAACCAAUUGGUACAGUAGUCCAGAAGAAGUUUCUGGUGGCCCCAGUUCCAGUGCUUCAGACAUUUAUCGACUGGGGGUUCUUCUCUUUGAGUUGUUCUGCACAUUUAGCUCGGUGGAAGAGAAAGGCGCAACUAUGUCUAGUCUGAGACAUCGUGUUCUCCCUCCUCAGUUGCUUUUGAAGUGGCCUAAAGAAGCAUCAUUUUGCCUAUGGUUGCUGCAUCCUGAGCCAAGUAGUCGGCCAAAAAUGGGGGCGUUGUUGCAAAGCGAAUUUCUAAAUGAACCAAGAGACAACAUUGAGGAGCGUGAGGCAGCAAUAGAACUUCGAGAAAAAAUAGAUGAACAAGAGCUGUUGCUGGAAUUUUUGUUACUAUUAAAGCAAAGGAAACAGGAUGCAGCAGAUCACUUGCAUGAAAUGGUGUCCUUUUUGACUUCUGAUAUAGAAGAAGUCACAAAAUUGCAAACUGCCCUUAGGAUAAAAGGAGGCAUAAGCAUAGACCUGGCGAAGGAUUCAGCUUCAGGGCCCCCUUCAUCCAAUACAGUAGAUGAGGGUGAUUCUGGUAGCUCAGGGUCGAGAAAACGAUGCAGGCCUGGGCUUUAUACCCAUAAUGCGGAGGAACUUGAUGAUCCUGUUCCAGAAAACCAAGCAACUAUUCUUUCUAAAAGUUCCCGACUCAUGAAAAACUUUAGAAAAUUGGAGUCAGCUUACUUUUUAACUAGGCGGCGGGCUCUCAAACCAUCUGGAAAAGUAUAUGCCAGAAGUUCUCCAAUUAGUAGCGAUGCAAGAGGAUCAGUUGUAGUGACUGAAAGAAGUUCUCUCAGUAAGUUGUCAUCAAAAGAACAAUAUAAUGAGGAUAGACAAAGUGGAUGGAUAAAUUCAUUUCUUGAGGGUCUGUGCAAGUAUUUGUCAUUUAGCAAGUUAAAGGUGAAGGCAGACUUGAAGCAGGGAGAUCUUUUAAAUUCUUCCAACCUUGUAUGCUCCCUGAGUUUUGAUCGUGAUGGAGAGUUUUUUGCAACUGCUGGUGUGAAUAAGAAGAUCAAAGUCUUUGAAUAUAAUUCGAUUCUAAACAAAGACCGUGAUAUCCAUUAUCCUGUUGUUGAAAUGGCUAGCAGAUCAAAGCUAAGCAGUAUAUGUUGGAAUGGGUAUAUUAAGAGCCAGAUUGCUUCCAGUAACUUUGAAGGUGUGGUUCAGGUAUGGGACGUUACAAGAAGUCAAAUCUUUAUGGAAAUGAGCGAGCAUGAGAGCCGUGUCUGGUCCGUUGACUACUCAGUAGCUGAUCCAACAUUGCUGGCUAGCGGGAGUGAUGAUGGUUCUGUUAAGCUCUGGAAUAUCAAUCAGGGAGUAAGCAUCGGUACCAUUAAGACAAAGGCAAAUGUCUGUUGUGUUCAGUUUCCAUUUGAAUCCAGUCGUCGCCUUGCAUUUGGAUCAGCAGACCAUAAGAUAUACUAUUAUGAUCUACGCAAUUCUAAGAUGCCUCUCUGCACGUUGAUUGGACACAACAAGACUGUGAGCUAUGUUAAGUUCAUAGAUUCGACAACACUUGUGUCUGCAUCUACAGAUAACACAUUGAAGCUCUGGGACUUGUCAAUGUGCACAGCUCGGGUUCUUGAUUGUCCCCUUCAGUCAUUCACUGGGCACUUGAAUGUGAAGAACUUUGUUGGCCUAUCUGUAUCUGAUGGUUACAUUGCAACGGGAUCAGAGACAAAUGAGGUUUUUGUAUACCACAAAGCUCUUCCCAUGCCUGCGUUGUCAUAUAAAUUUAACAUCACGGAUCCGCUUUCGGGUGAUGAAGUGGACGACAGUGCACAGUUUAUCUCCUCUGUGUGUUGGCGUGGUCAGUCAUCCUCCACCUUAGUUGCUGCUAACUCCACGGGAAAUAUCAAGUUGUUGGAGAUGGUUUGAGCUAAGUCUUAAGAAUUAAUUCCAAAAAAAAAAAAAGAGAGAGAAAAUGGAAUACAGCAUCAGCGGAAACACAGAUUAAAAGAGUAGCUUAUACCCAAGGAGCAUUUUAUCGAGGCCUGCUUCACUGAAGGUUGAAGUCACUAGGAACAUCAACAGCAGCCUGCAAAACAAAUUUUUGCCUUUUAGUAGAAUAGCGGAUGGUUAACCGGAGCACUGAGAUUCGUCAUUGUUCAAGUGUACUGUAGAUAAGAAAUAGAAAGAGGAGCCCGAAAGGAAGAUAAAACGCUGAUUUUUCUAUGUAUAUUCUUGUAAUUUUUAGAAUUGCAAUCAUUGAUAUAGAAUAUACUAUAUAUGUAUUAUGAUAUUGACUCAA